UGAUCGCCAAGCCCAUUUAUACAUCUCUCCCAAAGGUAGAAUGUGCGACCUCACUUAAGCUCCUUCUUUACGAGUUGAGCAAAACAAAAAAAGGAGAGAGAGAGAGAGAAAGAAAGAAAGAAAUUGUAGAGAGAGAUGGGCACAGAGAAGAGAGGUAGCAUUGCCUUCUUCGCAACCUACCGGCCACCAUUGCCACUUGACGUGUACUCAUGCCGGUUGGAUCCUCCACCCACGUCCAGGAAAGAUGAGCUUCACUUGAUCGCUGACAAAUCAGACAAUUACAAUUACAAUGCCCAAGUCAUUCCACCGGCGGCCCUCAAGACUAUUCUGAAGCGCCCAAAACUGGCCGGCAAAUACAAAGAAGCCGAUGUAGAUUCCGGUCUUCUUUCGGGCUUUGUUUUCGUCUCCGAACGAGGCAGCCCCCAGCUCGAGACGCUCCACAUAGCUCUCCGCAUCAAUGACGAGACCACGCCCGAAGUCACUGUCUUCAGUUUGGCUGAUAUUUUCGGCACAAAAGACUUCAGUGGCGUUCGUUUGGAAGACAGUGGUUGCUUUGCCGGUGAUUAUCUCAUCUAUGUCAGCACCAAGGAGCCCGCGCGUAAACGCCGUCAACCCUGGACUGUCGUUUACAAAACCAAUCUUAAGACCGGAAAAACCGAACGCCUCACUCCGUCAAUGCAAGCUGAUUUAAGCCCCGCCGUGUCACCGUCGGGAAAGAAGAUAGCGGUGGCCUCAUUCCAGGGAAAGAGCGGUGGAUGGGAAGGCGAGAUCGAAAAUCUGAAGACAAACAUUUUUGUGAUGAACGUAGACAAGCCCUUUGAUCGCAAGUUGGUGGUGACGGACGGUGGGUGGCCGACGUGGGGAAGCGACGGCGUGAUAUUUUUCCACCGCAAGAUUGAGAACUCAACUAAGAGCGAAGAGAACUUUUGGGGUGUAUUCCGAGCCGACAUUAGCAAAAUUCUCGCAUCAAAGAGCAGUCCUCCCAUCACAGACGCCCCUCGUGUGACCCCGGUCGAUAUCGAUGCUUUCACUCCGGCGGCCAUUAGCGAAACUAAAGUGGCAGUGGCAACUAUUCGCAAAAAAUCAAAAUUCAGUGACGUCCGUGUAGAAGAUCAGUAUCGGCACAUUGAAAUUUUUGAAUACUCACCCAGUGGAGUAAAAGAAUCCGUAAAAAUCACUCGAUUCAUAAGACCAAAGGCUGACCAUUUCAACCCUUUUCUGUUCGAUGGUAUUGAUGAGACAAGACGCAUCGGUUACCAUCGUUGCAAGAGCGACCUUAUCAAGAAAGGAGAGGAUAUCCCAAGGAAGUUCCACAAGCUCGAGUCUCCGCAUCCGGACGUAGGACUGUUCAGGGUCUCGGGAGUGUUUCCGACAUUUUCCAAAGACGGCUCCCAACUUGCAUUUGUUGACAAUGAGUUCAAGGCCAUCUGGUUGGCUGAUAGCAAAGGCUUGCGUAUUGUUUUCAAUACAAAAGUCGACAAUUUCUUCUCGCCAGUUUUUAACCAAAAUUCAGAAUUGGAUAUACUUUACGUGUGCUCGGGACCUUCUUUCAACGCCGACAAAGAACUGAGCAUCGACGCCAUCUUUGACGUGUCCAGUGGUGAUCAGCAACGUAUAACGCUCACAAAACCCGGCUCCAAUAAUGCCUUCCCAUCCUCCAGUCCAGACGGGAAGAAAUUAGUUUUUCGAUCUACAAGAAAUGGUGGGGAUAAAAAAUACAAGAACCUAUACAUAACGGACGCAGAAGCAGGGGAAUAUGGGAAUGGCUUUUUAACAAGGCUAACAGAGGGCGAUUGGACUGACACACAUUGCCAAUGGUCCCCAAAUAGUGAUUGGAUAGUAUUCUCAUCAACCCGCGACAAGCCUAAAGAUGCACCCCCACUUGACAAUGGUCUUGACCCAGGUUUCUUUGCAGUGUUUUUAGUGAAUGUGAACAAACCGUCGGUGGUGGUAAGAGUGGUAGGAAGUGGAAAUAGACUUGCAGGACAUUUGAACCAUCCAUUUUUUAGUCCGGAUGGAAAUAGCAUCGUUGUGACUGGGGAUCUUGCCGCAGUUUCUUCUGAACCCAUCUCUUUACCUCUCUUCCUGCACUCUGUGAGGCCUUACGGAGAUAUCUUCACUGUCGACAUUGACCCGAAGAAUAUAGAAAAGAACGAGGACGUGGAGAAGUUCAAACGCAUCACACAUAGUAGAUACGAGUAUUCGACUGCUAGUUGGACCAUGUUCUCAACUACAGACCCGAAUGCAGCGUGGAACAUGCAGCUUGCAGCCGGCAAAAGCUACACUCCCAGCUGCCCUUAUGCAUACGCCGAUGGCGGCGAAAGUUGGCACAUGACUGGCCACCUUUGCAUUCCAAAAAGAUGUUGUUGAGUUGAUUGCCUUUUGUUUGUGUUGUUCCUGUAUCUUGCACCUAUCUGCUUUUCAUGAUCCCGUUUGCGUGCUUUCGUUUUUUAUGUUCCUAAUAAAUAAUAUCGUCGUCUUCAUUAUCUGCUACGUACUGCAAUUUCAAUGUCAAAUAGAGCCGUGGCUACAGAAUUCAUGUAUAAGCAGAAUUUGCCCUGUUGUUUCCAGACUUAAUAAAUUACUGUUGAUGUGCACUGUGUGUACUUUACUUUA
Molecule: messenger RNA, 2616 nt
Organism: Morus notabilis
Lineage: Eukaryota; Viridiplantae; Streptophyta; Magnoliopsida; Rosales; Moraceae
Exons: 5
Coding region: 136-2370 (744 amino acids)
Source: RefSeq, a predicted model, not a curated record